Chara braunii is the source of this 1384-nucleotide messenger RNA. The record is from the annotation of a GenBank genome assembly. NCBI's taxonomy places the organism in Eukaryota, Viridiplantae, Streptophyta, Charophyceae, Charales, Characeae.
GAGAACUUCCAAUGGUUGCCUCUUCCCCCAUCUGGUUCCUUGCCGAAGCCGCAUUGCAACGCCCUAAUGGCGGAGCUACGCAACUGCUUGCACGCUGUAGUACCAGCUCCGUUGAUGGAAGACGGAGUAGCGGUUGUUGACCUUCGCGAGUAUAUUGCGAAGAUUGACCGCGAGUACGCCACGCAACGCCCCGUCGGAAUCGUACGGAAUCGGCCAAUUCGUCACGAGAUCAUCCUCGAAGACGGGGCUGUACCUCCGCGCGGAUGUAUUUACUGCAUGAGCGAGGAGGAACUCGAAGUGCUUCGAACGCAACUCGAUGACCUCAUUGACAAGGGUUGGACUCGCCCUAGCUGCUCGCCCUACGGUGUACCUGUUUUCUUCGUUCGAAAGAAGAACAAGGAGCUGCGCUUAUGCAUUGACUAUCGCAAGCUUAAUGCUCAAACCAUUAAGAAUGUCGACCCGCUUCCACGCAUCGACGAUCUUCUCGAACGCUUGGGUGGCGCCAAGUAUUUCUCCAAGUUGGACCUCGAGGUCGGUUACCACCAGCUCGAGAUCCAUCCAAGAGAUAUGUACAAAACCGCCUUCAAGACACGGUACGGGCACUUCGAGUGGGUUGUAAUGCCAUUCGGCCUCAUGAAUGCGUCGGCCACCUUCCAAGCGGCAAUGACAACGGAGUUUCGCGAUAUGUUGAACCGGUUCGUGCUCAUCUACCUCGAUGACAUCCUGAUGUAUAACCGAACUUUGGACGAGCACAUCGUGCAUCUACGUGCUGUUUUGGACAGGCUACGCACGGCCAAGUACAAGGCCAACCGAGCCAAGUGCGAAUUCGCACAGCAAGAGCUCGAGUACUUGGGUCACUUUGUGACGCUGCAAGGCAUACGUCCGCUUGCGGACAUUGUCGAUGAAGGCAAUAAAAAAGAGGAGUAUGGGCGUUGGGAACGAGAGCCGCAGCGGUUACAAACCUUAUGCAGCUCAUUUCUGCAUGAGGACGAAGGGGUUAUAGUCCUUGGGAAGCCACAUGCUGGCCUUGCGUGGGAGCUUUUGCGCGCCGGGAACCAUGUAUUUGCGUGCGAUGGAUCGUCGAAAGACAUCGCAUAUUUGACAAAGGUCAUCGAAAUACUCGCCAAGGAUCCGAGAAACGAUUGCACCAUCGAGAAACAUAAGAGCACACAACGCUCGGACAGGGACAUGUACCACAAGUUGGGGAAGAAGAGAGAAAAAAUGUGGGAGUACUUGUUCCAGGGCGACACCAAGACCGCAUUCCAGCACGAGUACAUCUAUCGUAAAGCGAUGGCACAAGAAGCAUAUGGUGGUUACCACAAGGCGGAGGUGGGGGCAUUCGCGUUGUUUGUGGCGUGAUGCGAAGAGCUAAAGUUUAUGAGAC